This is a messenger RNA of Triticum turgidum subsp. durum (durum wheat), 1353 nucleotides long. Lineage: Eukaryota; Viridiplantae; Streptophyta; Magnoliopsida; Poales; Poaceae. The record is from the annotation of a GenBank genome assembly.
AUGAUGGACCAGCGGUGGCGCCCGACGGUGAACGAGCGGGAGUUCAUCGAGCAGGCGCUCCAGUCGGACCUCCGCGUCGACGGCCGCCGCCCCUUCGACUUCCGCAAGCUCACAGUCGCUGUUGGAAUCUGCAGGGAGGAUGGCUCGGCGGAGGUGCUGCUCGGCGAGACGUGCGUGAUGGGCUAUGUGACCGCCCAAUUGGUCCCGCCGUACAAGGACAGGCCGAACGAGGGCACGCUCGCCAUAUUCACCGAGUUCUCUCCCAUGGCUGACCCUGCCUUUGAGCCAGGACGACCCGGGGAAGCGGCGAUUGAGCUCGGCCGUGUCAUUGACCGUGGCCUAAGGGAGAGCAGAGCCGUUGAUAUGGAAUCCUUGUGUGUUGUUGCCGGGAAGCAUGUCUGGUCGGUGCGCGUUGACCUUCACAUUCUGGACAAUGGGGGGAAUCUCAUCGAUGCAGCUAACAUCGCUGCAUUGGCAGCUUUGUCUACAUUCCGGAGACCUGAAUGCACGGUUGGUGGGGAUGAUGGUCAGCAAGUCACAGUACAUGACCCUGAGGUCAUGGAUCCACUUCCCCUAACAAUUCAUCAUCUCCCCAUAGCUGUAACCUUUGCAUAUUUUGGUGACGGUAAUAUCAUGGUUAUCGAUCCAACAUACAAGGAAGAAGCUGUUAUGGGAGGAAGGAUGACAGCUACGAUUAAUUCAAAUGGUGAUGUCUGUGCCAUUCAGAAAGCUGGUGGAGAGGGUGUCAUGUCAAGUGUUAUCAUGCAGUGUUUAAGGAUUGCUUCGGUUAAAGCUGCUGAUAUAACAAGCAAAAUAAAGACCAAGGUUGAUAAGUACACUACUGAUAAGGCAUUGCAGAAAGUAAAGCGUACUCCAGCAUUAGUUGCUAAAGAAGUUGACGUUCCUGAUGUCACUAUGAAGGAGAGCACACAUACUGCAUUGGAAAACCAAACCUCGAAGGCGCCCAAUGAUGGUCAGCAGAUAAGUGAAGGUGAUGACGAUCAUCAAGAUACAAAAAUGAUUUCACCCUUGACUGUGGACCGAACUGUUAAACACAAACAAACGUCCACGUUUGUUGGUGGCCCAUCAAAUUGGGAUCCAUACUCCAAAGGAGUUCCAUUAAGCUCCCUCAGAAUCUCUCAGUUGCCUGAUUCACCAGCUGUAGCAAAUGACGAAAAGCAUGAAGCUGCCGAACCAAUGUUGACUGAAUCUAAUCCGGAGGUGAAAAGCGUGUCAAAUUCUGGAAGUGCUGGAGUGUCGGAUGAGGUCAAGGAAAGCCGAUCACCGGAGAGUCUAAUAGAUGCUGUCAAACCAAAACAUAAAAGGAAGAAGAAACAACAUGGAAAGAGUUAG